AUGUAUGAAAAACGAGAGCUUUUACCGCAAUCGAUAGGUGCGGACUCGCGUCCCCGUCCGAGGUCCGUUUGGAUGACGUUAGUCCAAGUCGUAUUUGCCUUGAUACUACUAGGUACCACUUACAACGCAUUGUUUUCUUCACCUUUGAACCAUGGCGAUUUGAACGGUUUAGCGUAUUGCCCUCAGGUCAAGCCUCUUUUGCCGCAACAUGAUACCCCCGCGCUCUCCAAGCUGGACGAAUAUAUUACUUCGCCCAUCUUCCUUAACGAAACUGUAGUUCGUAUGCGCGGAGCAAUCCAGAUCCCCUCCCAGUCUUACGACGACUUGGGACCUGUUGGCGAAGAUAACCGAUGGGACGUAAUGUUUGACCUUGCCGCGUACUUAGAAAGAACAUUCCCGCUUAUCCAUAAGACCUUGGAACUUCAAAAGGUCAACACUCACGGGCUCCUAUAUACUUGGAAGGGAUCAGAGAGAAGCUUAAAACCGACUGUCUUCAUGGCUCAUCAAGAUGUUGUCCCUGUAGCUGAGUCGACUAUCGGACAGUGGACCCAUCCCCCUUUUAGUGGCCACUUCGACGGUCAUUUCAUCUGGGGCCGAGGAUCUAACGACUGCAAGAAUAAUCUCAUUGGUAUUAUGGAGGCUGUCGAAUUACUUAUAAAUGCGGGCUUCCAACCAAAGAGAACUUUAAUCUUAUCGUUCGGAUUCGAUGAAGAAGUAUCCGGGAGGGAAGGCGCCUCACAUCUUGCUGAAGUGCUGAUUUCCCGCUAUGGAAAAGACGGUGCUGCAGUCAUCGUAGACGAGGGAGCUGGAACGUCAACAGUUUGGGGUUCCACAUUUGCCCUUCCUGGAGUCGCUGAAAAAGGCGCUAUCGAUGUUGAACUCAUUAUUCGUAUGCCGGGCGGCCACUCCUCGGUUCCUCCUGCUCAUAAUGGAAUAGGAGUCAUGGCGGAACUGGUGACUGCUAUUGAAGACAAUCCGUACGAGCCACACCUGCAUUCCACCAACCCUUUCCUUGGUCUCUUACAAUGCGGCGCAGCUCAUAGUCCCGAAUUCCCAUCUAAGCUAAAGAAGCUUCUUCCGUCUCAUGACGGGGAAACUUGCUCUAAGAAAGACAGGCUGGCUUUAGAGGCAGCGAAAGCAGGCGACGUUGUCAAAUACUUAUUCACAACUUCGAUAGCACCCGACAUAAUAAGUGGUGGGGUCAAGAGCAACGCACUCCCAGAGCGUACUCGAGUCCUCGUCAACCACCGAGUCAAUGUCGGCGACCAUCCAUCUGAUGUACAGAAGAAACUAGUGAAGAUAGCUGAACAGAUCGCCAGUAAGCAUAACCUCACGGUUCACGCAUUUAAAGAUGAACCGGAAACGCCCCGGUCAAUCACCCUUAAGCUUAAUUCGAAGGCGGACACGCUAGAACCUGCACCAGUAACCCCAACGGCUGUUGAUGGGGUAACGCCGUAUUCGGUGCUUUCAGGUACUACCAGGGCUCUCUACGGUGAAAAGCUUCUUGUCUCGCCAGGAAUUAUGGCUGGAAAUACCGACACUAGGUAUUACUGGGACUUAACAAAGCACAUCUUCCGUUACGGCCCUGGGUGGGAUCCUGAGCAGGAAGGAUUUGAUGGAGUACAUACAGUUGAUGAGAAGCUUAGCAUAUUUGCGCAUAUUAAAGGUGUGCAAUGGUAUAGCCUCUUUAUCAGGAAUAUGGAUGAAGCUGGGUUAGCUUAA
Daldinia caldariorum is the source of this 1722-nucleotide messenger RNA. RefSeq names its product carboxypeptidase s. Gene Ontology annotation, molecular function: metallocarboxypeptidase activity. Lineage: Eukaryota; Fungi; Ascomycota; Sordariomycetes; Xylariales; Hypoxylaceae. Gene Ontology annotation, cellular component: fungal-type vacuole lumen. The transcript is spliced from 2 exons. The coding region runs from base 1 to 1722 and encodes 573 amino acids. The record is from RefSeq and is a predicted model, not a curated record.